Molecule: messenger RNA, 297 nt
Organism: Prorocentrum cordatum
Lineage: Eukaryota; Dinophyceae; Prorocentrales; Prorocentraceae
Source: the annotation of a GenBank genome assembly
GUUUGCAAGUUUUUGAAGGCCGCGGCCUCUCAGAGGCUGACCGUGUGGGGGCUCGACCCGCUUUCGCUUGUGUUCGUCGCGGCGUCCGACGCCUCCGGACCGGGCUCCGCGAGCCGCGGCGGAUCUCAGGGUGCUUGGCUGGUAAUGGCGGCGGACGCCUCGAUCCGGGCGAACCGCAGAGCUCGCGCGUCACUGCUCUCGUGGCGCUCGCAGCGACUGAAGCGGGUGAUCAGCUCCACCGUCGCUGCAGAGACUCUCGCUUUGAGCGGUGCUGUGGCUGAGGCCCAGUAUUUGCAG